Messenger RNA from Cornus florida, 5955 nucleotides. RefSeq names its product COP1-interactive protein 1. Gene Ontology annotation, molecular function: actin binding. Lineage: Eukaryota; Viridiplantae; Streptophyta; Magnoliopsida; Cornales; Cornaceae. The transcript is spliced from 4 exons. The record is from RefSeq and is a predicted model, not a curated record. Bases 351 to 5723 code for a protein of 1790 amino acids.
UUCUAUUCAAUUCAUAUUCAAAAUUACAAUAUUAGAUCUCUCUCUCUGUCUCUCCCUCUCUCUCUUUGUUUUCACAUCUCAAUUGGAUAGUUUUUUCGUUGUUGUCCUUGUCUUGGACUCUGUAAAAUAAGGAGGUUCGUCUCGGGGGACCAAGUUUUAGAGCUCUGAUUCUCAGAAUUAGUAGCAACUUACCAAAUGAGAAAUAGCCCAGCUGGUGCAAGCUCUCUUCUCCAAAGGGGAGGUCGGGCGUUCGAGCCUCCAUGGAGGGUUGGAGUCUAUGGUAUUUGAAUGGAUAUCGCCUUGUUCUGAUGUGUGUUUAAGGAAUAUUUGCUAACAAAAUAAAAGUAGAGAUGACGAAGCAUCGCUGGAAGGAAUCAAUCAAGUCUUUUUUUGGAAGUCAUAUUGAUCCUGAAGGAGACGAACAGUUAAAAGGAUCUAAAAUAGAAAUCGAUGACAAAGUUCAGAAAAUCUUGAAGCUCAUCAAAGAUGAAAAUGAGGAGGAACUGGAUGGAAAUGAAGUAGGAAAUUCAAAGAAAGAGCCACUUGUCGAAUUAAUCAAGGAUUUUCACAAACAAUAUCAAUCUCUCUAUGCUCGCUACGACCAUCUCACAGGGGAGCUUAGGAAAAAAGUUCAUGGCAAGCACGAGAAUGGAAGUUCCUCGUCUAGCUCAGAUUCAGAUUCGGAUUAUUCUUCGAGGGAAAAGGGUAUUAAAAAUGGAAAACUGGAGAACGAGUUUCAGAUGGCAGCAGACAGCACUAAGAAAGAACUUGAAACUGCAAACCUAGAAGUUGCUGAUUUGAAAAGGAAAUUAAUAGCUACAGUAGAAGAGAAGGAAGCUUUACAUUUAGAAUAUCAGGCUGCUUUGAACAAAAUAGAAGCAGCAGAGAAGAUGAUCAGAGAUUUAAAGGCUGAAGCUGAAAAGUUGCAAGAUGAGAAAUCAGAUCUUUCGGUUGAGAAUAGGGACCUGAGUCUAAAACUGGAUGAUGCUGAUAAAUCAAAAUCUGAAAUGAAUCAGAGAUUGGAAGAUAUAAGUAGAGAGAACGCUGGUCUAAUCAUGGAGAAAGAGACAGCUAUGAAAAGGGUUGAAGAGGGAGAGAAAAUUACUGAAGAUUUAAGAGCAAUGACUGAUCAACUUACAAAUGUGAGAGAGAGCCUCCAGCUGGAACUCCAAGCUGUUAAAGGGGAACUAUCUGCAAUGAAGGAGCAACUUGAAUCCACAGAACAAGAAGUAGCAAAUUUAAGCCAGACACAGAAAGCUACCUUAGAAGAGAAUAAUUCUCUGUCCUUGAAACUUUUACAGCUUUCAAGUGAGAUUAAGGAGGCACGGGACAAUAUACAAGAACUCCUGACUGAAUCUAGCGAGUUGAAGGAGAAAUUGGGUGAUAGAGAAAGGGAACUUUCGACUCACACAGAGAUGCAUGAGGCCCACAGGAGUGAAGCAGCAGCUCGAAUGAGAGGAUUGGAGCUGGACCUGGAUUCAUUGCACACCAAGAAAAGAGAGAUAGAAAUGCAAAAAGACGAUGAACUCUCCGCUCUCCUGAAGAAAUCUGAGGAUAAGGAAAAAGACUUAUUGUGUCAAAUAGAGGAUCUGGCGGCACAGAUCAACAAUCUGCAACUGGAGGUGGAAUCAUUGAGUACUCAUAAAGGUGAAUUGGAAGAACAACUGGUCCAUAAAAGCAAUGAAGGGUUGGCUCAAGUCAAGGACUUGACGGAUCGAGUCAAUGAAAAGCAACAGGAACUGGAGUCCCUACACAGCCAGAAAACUGAAUCGGAGUUGCAACUGGAGAAAAAAAUCCAAGAAAUUUCGGAGUGUCUGGUUCAGAUAGAAAUUUUGAGAGAGGAGUUAACUAACAAGACGGCAGAUCAACAGAGAUUGGUGGAAGAGAAGGGAAAGCUUUCGAGUGAGAUUAAGGAGGCACUGGACAAAAUACAAGAACUCGUGACUGAAUCUAGCAAGUUGAAGGAGAAAUUGGGUGAGAGAGAAAGGGAACUUUCGACUCACACAGAGAUGCAUGAGUCCCACAAGAGUGAAGCAGCAGCUCGAAUGAGAGGAUUGGAGCUGGACCUGGAUUCAUUGCACACCCAGAGAAGAGAGAUAGAAAAGCAAAAAGAUGAUGAAUUUUCCGCUCUCCUGAGGAAAUCUGAGGAUAAGGAAAAAGACUUAUCGUAUCAAAUAGAAGACCUGGCGGCACAGGUCAACAAUCUGCAACUGGAGGUGGAAUCAUUACGUGCUCAUAAAGGUGAAUUGGAAGAAAAACUGGUGCAUAAAAGCAAUGAAGGGUUGGCCCAAGUCAAGGACUUGACGGAUCGAGUCAAUGACAAGCAACAGGAACUGGAGUCCCUACACGACCAGAAAACUGAAUCGGAGUUGCAACUGGAGAAAAAAAUCCAAGAGAUUUCUGAGUGUCUGGUUCAGAUAGAAACUCUGAGAGAGGAGUUAAAUAACAAGGCGUCAGAUCAACAGAGAUUGGUGGAAGAGACGGGAAAGCUUUCAAGUGAGAUCAAGGAGGCACGGGACAAAAUACAAGAACUCGUGACUGAAUCUAGCGAGUUGAAGGAGAAAUUGGGUGAGAGAGAGACGGAACUUUCAACUCACACAGAGAUGCAUGAGGCCCACAAGACUGAAACAGCUGCUCGAAUGAGAGGACUGGAGCUGGACCUGGAUUCAUUGCACACCCAGAGAAGAGAGAUAGAAAAGCAAAAAGAUGAUGAAUUCUCCGCUCUCCUGAAGAAAUCUGAGGAUAAGGAAAAAGACUUAUUGUGUCAAAUAGAGGAUCUGGCAGCACAGGUCAACAAUCUGCAACUGGAGGUGGAAUCAUUGAGUACUCAUAAAGGCGAAUUGGAAGAACAACUGGUCCAUAAAAGCAAUGAAGGGUUGGCUCAAGUCAAGGACUUGACGGAUCGAGUCAAUGAAAAGCAACAGGAACUGGAGUCCCUACACAACCAGAAAACUGAAUCGGAGUUGCAACUGGAGAAAAAAAUCCAAGAGAUUUCUGAGUGUCUGGUUCAGAUAGAAACUCUGAGAGAGGAGUUAAAUAACAAGACGUCAGAUCAACAGAGAUUGGUGGAAGAGACGGGAAAGCUUUCAACUGAGAUCAAGGAGGCACGGGACAAAAUACAAGAACUCGUGACUGAAUCUAGCGAGUUGAGGGAGAAAUUGGGUGAGAGAGAGAUGGAACUUUCAACUCACACAGAGAUGCAUGAGGCCCACAAGACUGAAACAGCUGCUCGAAUGAGAGGAUUGGAGCUGGACCUGGAUUCAUUGCACACCCAGAGAAGAGAGAUAGAAAAGCAAAAAGAUGAUGAACUCUCCGCUCUCCUGAGAAAAUCUGAGGAUAAGGAAAAAGACUUAUUGUGUCAAAUAGAGGAUCUGGCAGCACAGGUCAACAAUCUGCAACUGGAGGUGGAAUCAUUGAGUACUCAUAAAGGCGAAUUGGAAGAACAACUGGUCCAUAAAAGCAGUGAAGGGUUGGCUCAAGUCAAGGACUUGAUGAAUCGAGUCAAUGAAAAGCAACAGGAACUGGAGUCCCUACACAACCAGAAAACUGAAUCAGAGUUGCAACUGGAGAAAAAAAUUCAAGAGAUUUCUGAGUGUCUGGUUCAGAUAGAAACUCUGAGAGAGGAGUUAAAUAACAAGACAUCAGAUCGACAGAGAUUGGUGGAAGAGACGGGAAAGCUUUCAAGCGAGAUCAAGGAGGCACGGGACAAAAUACAAGAACUCGUGACUGAAUCUAGCGAGUUGAAGGAGAAAUUGGGUGAGAGAGAGACACAACUUUCGAUUCACACAGAGAAGCAUGAGGCCCACAAGAGUGAAACAGCUGCUCGAAUGAGAGGAUUGGAGCUGGAUCUGGAUUCAUUGCACACCCAGAGAAGAGAGAUAGAAAAGCAAAAAGAUGAUGAACUCUCCGCUCUCCUGAGGAAAUCUGAAGAUAAGGAAAAAGACUUAUUGUGUCAAAUGGAGGAUCUGGCGGCACAGAUCAAGAAUCUGCAACUGGAGGUGGAAUCAUUACGUGCUCAUAAAGGUGAAUUGGAAGAACAACUGGUGCAUAAAAGCAAUGAAGGAUUGGCUCAAGUCAAGGACUUGACCGAUCGAGUCAAUGAAAAGCAACAGGAACUGGAGUCCCUGCGGAAGAAAUUCGAAGAUGGAGAGAAUGAAUCUUCUGCUCAAAUAUUGUCCUUAACAGCAUUGGUGAACGAUUUGCAAGUGGAGCUGGAUUCUUUGCGAACUCAGAAAAUUGAAUCAGGAUCACAACUUGAUAAAAAGACUAUAGAAAUAUCAGAUUCCCUAGUUCAUAUUGAAAAUUUGAAAGAGGAGUUAGCAAGCAAGACUCUGGAUGAACAGAGGUUACUGGAAGAGAAUGAGGGUUUGACGGCUAAGGUAAAGGAUCUGGAACUGGAAGUAGAUUCUGUUUGCAACCAGAGAAAUGAACUGGAAGAGCAGAUAAGAAAUGGAGACCGUGAGAGCGAAGGGUUGCGAGACGAAAGGGCGAGUCUACUGGCCAGUGUUUUUGAAUUAGAGACGUCAUUAGCAGAGACAAGGGACAAGUUCGUUGUUCUCCAGAAGAAACUCGAGGAUGCAGAGAAUGAGGCGUCUGCUCAGAUUGCGGCCUUAUCAGCACAAGUUAACAAUUUGCAGCAAGACUUGAAUUCCUUGCAGGCUGAGAAAAGCCAGCUGGAGGUGGAGAUCGAGAGAGGUAAACAAGAAUCUUUGGGAAGCCUGACCCUGCUGGAGAAUCGAAAUGUUGAGUUUGCAAGCAAGACCACAGAGCAUCAGAGAAUGCUGAAAGAACAGGAAGAUGCAUUCAGCAAAUUGGUUGGGGAGCACAAACAACUUGAAGUUCUGUUUGAGGAGUGCAAGACAAAUCUGGAAGUUGCAGAAAGGAAGAUGGAAGAAAUGGCAGAUGAGUUCCACAAGAGUAUUGAAUCCAAAGAUCAGAAGAUUGACAAUUUGGAAGAGUCGAUUGAAGACCUGAAAAGAGAUUUGGAAAUUAAAGGAGAUGAACUCAGUACAUUGACAGAGAAUGUCAGUAACAUUGAAGUUAAGCUCCGUCUAUCGAACCAGAAGCUGCGAGUGACAGAACAGUUACUGACAGAGAAAGAAGAGAGCCACAGGAAUAAGGAACAUAAGCUCCUUGAAGAGAGUAGGUUGCUUGAAGAAAGGAUUGGUACAUUGUCUGGAAUGAUUGCCGUUUACAAAGAAGCUCAAGUCCAGAUGAUAAACGAAAUCUCAGAGAAAAUAAAUGACACCAUGAAUGGAGUGGAAACACUUACCAUGAAGUUUGAAGAAGAUCAUGGACACUUUGAGACCCGUGUAUACGAAAUCACGAAUGAGGUGCAGAUUACAAAGAACUGGAUUAAGGAAACAAGUGGUGAGAAAGAAGAGCUAAAGGAGGAGGUUAACAGCCUGGUUGAGCAACUGCAAAAUAAGAAAGAACAGGAAACGGUGUACAGAAAGAAGGUUGGGGAGUUGGAGAUAAAGUUGAAGAAGGAUGAAGAGGAGAAGGGGAAUCUAAUGCAAGCUAUUAAACGGCUUGAAGAGAAGAUAGAAGAAUUAGAGAAGACAAUGAAUGAGAAGGAUGAGGGGAUUUUGGGCCUCGGGGAGGAGAAGAGGGAGGCCAUUAGACAGCUGUGUAUAUGGAUUGAUUACCACCGCGAUCGCUGUGAUUAUCUCAAAGACAUGCUUUCAAAGAUGAGUGGUAGAAGAAGGCCGAUUACAGCUUAAAAUUUUCUGAUUCAUUUUUCUUCUUGUCAUAUGUCUAUUCUGGUUUUUCUAUUUUAUUUGAUGUAUCUAUUAUUUAUGAUGGGUUCAUUUGUUAAAUAAGGCAGGUUUUAUGUUGUUGGAACACUCACUAGCAUUAGCCGCCGAUUAUAAUAUAUUGUGAGUAUGUUAGUUUCAUCAUAUAUCAGUUCAGACAUUAUGGGAAUUAAAUUGCGUUAUUGUCUUGUUUGGUUGA